AGCGGGGAAUGUUUUUUGAAAUCAAAUAUGGACCAGCUACAAAAGAUGAUUGCAUACGGAAAGAUAUGAUAAAGUUGGCACACAACUAUUGUGUUCGUGGGAAAUCAAGAAAUAUUAUUUUUAGUAGCGGCGCAAAGAAUGCCUUUGAAUUGCGAGGACCCUACGAUGUGGCAAAUUUGUCAUACAUAUUUGGAUUAUCAGAGGAUCAGGGGAAGAACGCCGUGGAUAAAUCGUGCAGGCAAUUAUUUCUGAGAGCUGAAUCUCGUCGUAUUGGCAAAACAAUUAUGACUUUAAAGGCUUCAGGGCCUGUGAUGUUUUCCAAUAUCUCUGAAGAGAAGGAAGAGAUGCAUGAUUAUAAACAAAGAUGCUAUAAUUUUAGUACCGUAAAGGAUGAAUCUGAAAGUGAUUCACUAGAAACCCCAAGCAAAAAGAAAUUAAAAUUGCUGUGAAAUUUGUAAAUUAAUUUUCCACUGAGAGGUUACAAUAAUCAAAAUUAUCAGCGGAGUGACUAUUGACACACAA
This is a messenger RNA of Rhagoletis pomonella (apple maggot), 522 nucleotides long. Its product is annotated as ribonuclease P protein subunit p30-like. NCBI's taxonomy places the organism in Eukaryota, Metazoa, Arthropoda, Insecta, Diptera, Tephritidae. Gene Ontology annotation, biological process: tRNA processing. Gene Ontology annotation, molecular function: RNA binding. The record is from RefSeq and is a predicted model, not a curated record. Gene Ontology annotation, cellular component: nucleolar ribonuclease P complex.